Pogoniulus pusillus (Red-fronted tinkerbird) is the source of this 6047-nucleotide messenger RNA. It is a transcript of the gene PTP4A3, whose product is annotated as protein tyrosine phosphatase 4A3. NCBI's taxonomy places the organism in Eukaryota, Metazoa, Chordata, Aves, Piciformes, Lybiidae. The transcript has 6 exons. Gene Ontology annotation, molecular function: protein tyrosine/serine/threonine phosphatase activity; protein tyrosine phosphatase activity. The record is from RefSeq and is a predicted model, not a curated record. Gene Ontology annotation, biological process: endothelial cell migration; protein dephosphorylation. Gene Ontology annotation, cellular component: cytoplasm; nucleus. The coding region runs from base 820 to 1341 and encodes 173 amino acids.
GCGACUGCAUGUGCGGGCUUGGGUCGGCGAACGGGGCUGGGCGGACGGCGCGGAGCCGAGCCGAACCGGGCGAAGCGGGGCGGCACGGCACGGAGCGGCGCGGCACGGCCGGAGCCGGCGAUCAGCCUCACUCUCCUCUGGGAUUUAUGGAGGUGCUGAGAAACAGAUCUGAGCCUCACAGCUCCCAGCAGCCCACCCUGUGAAUCAGUGCCUGGCCGCCUCAUCUCAGCCCACCCGGCAUCCCAACCCUCCGACUCAACCAUUCAAGGCUCCCGUGCAUGGAUCGCCCCAGCGAGGGACCGCUGCCGGACACCGCCAACACCGCUCCGUAGCCUCCCGACUCCCCGUGCUACCCCCAAGUACUCCACAUACCCCGAUGGGGUAACGUGACGGGGGCCACCCUCCCGCCACCACCACCCCCCACAUGCAGAGGCCUUUCUAGAGCACCGGGAAGCGCACGGCACCGGAGGCAGCAGCCGCUCGCCGUUGCAGACACACCAAGGACACCAACACUACAGCAAAGGGAUUUCUUUUUGUUUUGUUUUUUUAUUAUUAUUAUUAUUAUCAUUAAUAUUAUUUGUUCCCGUCUGGCUUUUCCCCUGGGGGGGCUUGCAGCGUGUCAAGGAAGCCAGCACGCUCCCAGGAGCUGGGAUUAUUUGCACAACGUCUGUAUAUUGAGUUCUCGAGCCCAUUUUAUUGUCAUUUUUUAAGUGCAGAGGGGUUGUUGGUUUUGGUGUUUCCCUCACCUUCACACCACGUUUUUUUUGGGGGUUUUCCCCCACCACUGUCAGCACCACAUCACCCUUCUCCUGUCCCACCAUGGCCCGGAUGAACCGCCCUGCGCCAGUGGAGGUCUGCUACAAAAACAUGAGGUUCCUCAUCACCCACAAUCCCACCAAUGCCACGCUCAACACCUUCUUGGAGGACCUGAAGAAGUAUGGUGCCACCACAGUUGUGCGAGUGUGUGAAGUGACCUAUGACAAGACCCCUCUGGAGAAAGACGGCAUCACUGUCAUGGAUUGGCCAUUCGAUGAUGGAGCACCUCCUCCCAGCAAGAUAGUGGAAGAUUGGCUCAACUUGUUGAAGACAAAGUUCUGCGAAGACCCCGGCUGCUGCGUGGCCGUGCACUGUGUGGCUGGUCUGGGGCGUGCUCCUGUCCUCGUCGCACUGGCCUUGAUUGAAAGCGGGAUGAAGUAUGAAGAUGCUAUCCAGUUCAUCCGACAGAAGCGCAGAGGAGCCAUCAACAGCAAGCAGCUGACGUACUUGGAAAAGUACCGACCAAAGCAGAGACUCCGAUUUAAGGACCCUCAUAACCACAAGAACAAAUGCUGCAUCAUGUAACCUCAAUGACUUCUUGCCAAAAUCUGUGCACACAGACACCCGAGCACUCACACACAUCCCACCUGCUCACCUCCUCGCCCAGCCCCAUGCACCCCGCACACCGCCUCACUGCCAGGGCUGAGGAGGAGGGACACGGAGCACCACCAACAUGUUCCAGCACCCACAGUGUGGUCAUCUUGCUGAAUCCCAAAAAAGGCUGCUCUCUACAGCUGCAGCCCCAAGAAGGAGAGGCAGCACUGCCCUUUGACUCCUGAUGUUAGUAGGCAAUGAGCUCACGUGAUGGUUCUUCAUUGCCUUCCUCAUCCUCCUCCCUCUCCCCUCCUGCCACACUGAGAAGGAUGGGAAGAGGGUGAUUGUAUUAGAGUGGUGCAGGUAGGGCUGUGCCAGCUGAGAAGGGAUGAGGAACAGAAGGGCCAGAUCACCUCCAGAAAAAUCCUCCUCUUCCCUCUAAAUAAGGGCUGCAGCAGCAGGGACAGAGGUGGGGACAGUGCAGUGGCCUCUAGGGGAAGAUGGUGAUAGCAGGAGGGGCUCAUAGCUUGGUUCUGGCCUUGCGGCCAUAGGAAGGGCUGAGCUAAAUCCCCACCCCGAGCACCAUUCCCUUUCUGCUGGCCCCUCUGUUACCUCACCACCUCCCUUUUGCCAUGAUGCUGGCCAAGAUGCUGCAGCUGGGGCUCAUUUGAGGCUUGCUGCAGCAAAACCAGAGGUGCUGGGAAACUUGAGGACCUUGGUGGGGCUUCAAGGCACCCAGCUUUGCCAGGUACGCAGGGUCAACACUGGGGCCUCCAAAAUGUGGGAUGCUCUUAUUUAUAGCUUCCAAAUUCAAUGCACAGGGUGCUGGGUUCUCUCCUGUCAUGUCCCUGUCACUGAGCUUGACAGAAACCCCAAUUCUAGCUGCAAGCCCUGGAGAUGCAUUGUGCAUCUCGGAGCAGGUCCAUGUCCUUCACUGCUGCAUUUGCUGGUUGAAGGUCUGGGGGAUUUCCAGUGCUCCUGGUAAGAGCACAUCGCCAACUUUUUCACUGCCCUUUCCCACAUCUCUAACGUGGCACCUGGCACCCCAAAACCCCCCAACACAUGCCCUAGUGGGUUGGACUUAGAGCUGCCUCUGAGCCAGGACAUUAAACAUCUCUCGACUUUCUGCCUUUGAAUGCUUGCAGCAGUUGGAGCAAUGGGCACGUAGGGGGCACAGGGGUGGUUUUUUCUUUUGAUGAGGGUAAGAAGAAAUUUGCUAAUUAAAGGGGAAAAAAAGAAAUUUAAAAAACCAAUGUCUUCCACCCAUGCUCUGGCCUUUCUUUAUCCCACCACUGCCCAGUGGAGCCUGGGAGGUGACCCAUGGCCCCCCACACUGAUCCUUGGCACUGGGUCACAGCCAGCUGCCAUCCACUGUUACCAAGGCAUACAGGUGGCCCAAGAGAUGCUCCAGUUAUCCUUUGGGCUCGCAGCAGAGCUGCAGAGAAUUGCAGUUGGGGCAAGGAGGGCUAGUCAUCCAGCAUCUUGUGGUUUUAGGCUGCCCAACUUGAGAUGCCUUCAGUGCCCUGUGUUGGGCAUCUCCAAAGGUUUGUGUGCCUUCUGAAAUGUAGACUAUCCAGAGACAUUCACUUCAAAGGGUUGAUCUCUCGGAUAAGGGGUGAGGAAUACUAGCUAGACACCUUCAGUACCUGCUGAAGGGUAGGGGACAGCUUCGUGCCACCACACAUAGGCAGAGGAGAUGUUUGAAGCUGUUUCCAGUGCCACUUCUCUCCUGAUGGGAGCCAGCCUCACCACACAGCAGCUAUGGCCAUCUCAUGGGACAGGCUGUGGUGCCAAGUGAGUUGUGGAGCCUCCACACAUGGCCCAAAAGUUGUCAGACCACACACUUCAGGCUUGUCCAAGCCUCUGCAUUGUAGGACAGCUCUCAGCCCCUUGAGUUCCUCCUGCCCUAUUCCAGGCCAUUGAUUUCUAUAUCUCAUGGGGAAGGCAACAAUGGUCAGAGGGUCACCACUGAUUGAAAAGAGUGAGAAACUGAGCUGCUAAAAAUGUCUGGUCCUGUAUUGCAGCAAUCCCACUGGGCAGGUGAACAUCCUCACCAAGUGUGUUCUGCUGCUAAAAGGUGCUGCAUUGUCCCCAACAGCAGUAGAAGGUAUCACAGUAUCACAGUAUCAUCAGGGUUGGAAGAGACCUCACAGAUCAUCAAGUCCAACCCUUUAUCACAGAGCUCAAGGCUAGACCAUGGCACCAAGUGCCACAUCCAACCUUGCCUUGAACUGCCCCAGGGACGGCGACUCCACCACCUCCCCGGGCAGCCCAUUCCAGUGUCCAAUGACUCUCUCAACAUUGUGACAGAGACAGCCCCAGUUCCUCCUAGCCAAGAGGUCCCAUGUGCUCCCUGCUCACAACAGGCUGUGCCAUGGCUUGUGAAGCAUUUAGGAUAAAAGAGUAGGAACUUUGACAUUUUUCUGCCCUGGAAAGAGGAAGAGAAAUCUUUUCCUUACCCAUGUUCAUGGGACCAUUGCAUGGCACAUUGCCCAGGGCACGCAGUCCAGGGCUGUAGCUGUGAUGCUUCUGAGUCAGGAUAGGGUCAGAAGCUUGAAUUUAGCCUGUUUUGGUCACAGGAAAUUUUCAGCUCCUCUGUGCAGGGUCUGAUGGUGAAAGUGCUUGGUGGUGAGCUUGUUUGGAGGGAAUAUGAGGAGGGCAGGCUUUGCAGUGCUUCUUCACUUUAUGUAGCAUCAACCUAACCACCUUAAAAGUAGAGAGCCUCUACUGCAAGAGCAGUCCUUGAGCUGGUACAAUUCAUGCUAACAAAUCCUGAGUGCCUCUGGCUGAAGGAAAGAUAAUUUUGGUUAUCUCCAGUUUUAUGAGUCACUGCAUAAACCCAAAUCAACACCCACAAAAACCCAAACUGUCCUGGUUUCACUGUUCAGAUUUAUUUUCUUAGUGAAUAUCUUACUUUUGUCCUGGGACUUGAUGUCACCUCCAUUAUGCUGCCUCAUGGACAAGACACUUCAGCGGCACAGAACCUGCCAUCCUUGCAUGGAGGGCUUGAAUCUGCACCAAGAUUUCUCUGGAUUGGACUGCCAAACAUUGGAGGUUUUUUUAUAUGGACUUGGGAUCCUAGAGAGGGUUAUAGAAGCAUAACAGACUGGGGAAACUGAGCGGUCUUUCAGCUGGAUUUUGGAAUAGAAAUCUCAAAAAGAGUCCAGUUCCCUUCCAAAAAUCUUAAGACAAUUGGUGAAGAGUGAAAGCUGAGGUUCAGUAGACACCUAGUACCUGAGCAAGGUCUAAGCAGCCAAAGGCUCAUGGUUUGGUCUGGGUUUGGGAUGGCCUUGUGGGCCGUCAUUUCAUCUCAGGUGGCAGGAUGCUGAAGGGAGAGCCUUAAAAAUAUGUCAUAUUUGCCAAUCCUGUUAUUGCUCCGGUUGGUCUGCAUUGGAUCUUGGCAGAUGUCGUAGGGACUAGACAGCCCUUUGGCUUCAGCUACAAACCAACCCCUUUAACCUGCCAUUCUCUGCAGAAGCAAAGGCACAAACUGGGUUUUCCACCUUCUCACCCCAUCCACCUCCCUUAGCCCCUCUGAAGUUGCAGAGACAGGGCUCCAAACUGGUAGUAAGCUUUGGAGACUGAAAGGAUAGCAAAGCAGAGAUGCCCUAACCAUCAAACCAAGGCUUUUCCCAGGAAUCAGUUAAAGCUGAACCUCACGUGAGAGAACAAAUCUGAGCAGGAAUUUGUAGAUGUGUCCUCUCACUGGUGGCACAUGUGUGCCCUAUCUGCGUUUCUAUUAAGAGGCUUUGUGUGUCUCCUGUUCUUCAUAAUUGCCAGUCAGAUGGAGUGUGUGGUGGGAACAGCGGUGGGAAGGAAGGAAGGCAGUGCAAAUGACCGGCUCCUUACUUGCAAAAGGUCUGGUGAUCCAUACUUCAGGACAUGCUGUGGUUCUUGGGCUGAGAGCUUUGAAUGAGGAGGUUUAUGAGUAACAGAUUUCCCUACAAAGCUGAAAGUCUUGCUCUAUCUAGAGUAGACAAGUAAUUUUCUUUCUUUUUUUUUAAUCCUUCUUUUCUAAUUGCUUUUGUUUGGGUUUUAUUAGUCCUGGUGAGAAAGCACAUGGGGAGAUUCAUGACUUCCUUGCAGUUUCCAGGGUCUUAUAUCUUACUUGCUUCCAGCAAGCUGGGUAGGUGCAGUUUGGUGGGUGGAUUUGGAUGGGACCCUGUCUGGUGGAUGAAAAAUGUGGUUGGCUUCUCUGUGCAUCAAGGGGGUCAGCUGUGGUCCUGCUCGCAGGCUCUAGCAGACAUUCCAGGGGAGGGGGACACUUCACUGCGUUCAGCUUCCAAUGAACUCCCAACUUCCCUGCUGUUUCUUUCUGUGCAACAAAGAACUGCAUAUUUUCCUUUCCAGCUCCAUGGGCAGCCACAGUAGUAUGUAGAUUAAGCCCAGAUGACUUUUUUGUUGUUGUUGUUGGUUUUAUUUUUGGUCUGAGCCAUAGCUAAGUUAUUAUACCCAAUGCUUUUUGUAUCAGAUGGCAUCACUUUGAAUAUGCAGAUGAGGUAGAGGAUCUUGACACUUUAUAACCUUUUUAAAAAAAAAAACUUGUCUGUUUACUUAUGUCAUGCAUAAAAAGGAAAAAAAAAAAGAAAAACUAAUGUAUGCCUUUUAGUAAUCACUUUUUUUGUUGCUGUUUUUGAGUUCUAUGAAAUUACAGUGGUUACACUCCAGCAGUGAAAUAAAGAGUUCACUGUUUUGUA